GUUUCAUCAAUGGCCAAAGAAGAAUUUCCAUACCCAGUGAACAAGAACAAAGCAUUGAACCAAGGCAUUAAGUUCGUAAUUGUCAACUGCCGUGUGGCUAAGCUACGUUCCUCACGUGUCACUUCUGCUUCAAGCCUAUACCGAAAAUAGUCRAGAUGAAUUCUUGAUAGUUUCAUAUUACGACAUCAAAAAUGUGACAUCUCUAAUAUAUAUUGUACGUCSAGUCAAGCUCUAUACGUUUUAACGAAGUGUUAUUGGACAUAAGAACAAAAAUGACUUAAAGAAUAUUCUUUGGUUGUUAAGAUAUAUUAAARCUUGAAUGCAUUUCACAAAAGAACAAACCAUAAAGAAUGUCAAGACAGCCGUUAGUCUCCUGCUUAUAUCGCACAUGAAGUUUGCARGUAACGAUUGCGUAGGAUCCUGAAUCUUCCUAAAAUUUGACAACGAGGACUUCUGCUUAACUUUUGAAAUGUGUGUCUCAUUCAACUAUUGCGAUGAAUUGUGAGCAUAACUACAACACUCUCAGAUACAUUUGUAUGUUUUGGAAACCCAAGACAUCCUUUCUGUCGUGAUGGCAGUCAGCUCAGCUCUGAUGACUUGAAACCUUGAAGUUUAUCACAAAUCCACCACAGCAGAACUUCACCUUCCUAGACGUAAAUGGGCAGUUCGAAAAAAAUAGCCCCUUUCAUCUUGUGAAUUGUUCUUUGAACUCUAUCGUGCACAUUUAUAUUAAGCCRAAAUCAAUCUAUCACAACUUAUCCUUUUUCAUUCUUGAUCCAAGGUAUUUCUUUGGUGAGUAAUGUAAUAAGUAAAAAACAGAACUCGAUAUUGGGUACAAAACGACACUGAUUUCUUUUUUCCUUUUUUUUCAUUUUCAGCCGCUUGUAGGCGCUGAAUAAUGUAUUAUUUCGAGCAACUCUAGAUAUGAUAUCUAUUAAAUGUUUCCGUGAUAAAAAUUCACAAUAAAUGAGCAACCAAUGAAAAGAGAAAAAAAUCUUAGCCAAUCAAAAUUCAUAUUCGACCGGUCGAUGCCAGGGUCUUUUCUUCUCUCGGAAAAGGACCUGGGAACGAGGUUGCGUCUUGUCGUAUUUUGAGAAGCCAAACAUAUUCAGAGUCGGGAUUGCUGUGGCUCGAAUUCGAGGUAUUAAAAACUUUAUUUUAAUCUAAAAUCAUAAGACAUUACACAAAGGUUGUUGAUAUCAUACUUCCAAAUUAUAAAGGUAAUAAAAUUCUUAAUCAGCA
This is a messenger RNA of Exaiptasia diaphana, 1242 nucleotides long. RefSeq lists its product as uncharacterized. The record is from RefSeq and is a predicted model, not a curated record. Lineage: Eukaryota; Metazoa; Cnidaria; Anthozoa; Actiniaria; Aiptasiidae.